Balaenoptera ricei (Rice's whale) is the source of this 2088-nucleotide messenger RNA. It is a transcript of the gene USH1C, whose product is annotated as USH1 protein network component harmonin. The transcript has 21 exons. NCBI's taxonomy places the organism in Eukaryota, Metazoa, Chordata, Mammalia, Artiodactyla, Balaenopteridae. Gene Ontology annotation, cellular component: cilium; plasma membrane; photoreceptor inner segment. Gene Ontology annotation, molecular function: protein binding. Gene Ontology annotation, biological process: inner ear receptor cell stereocilium organization; sensory perception of sound; retinal cone cell development. The record is from RefSeq and is a predicted model, not a curated record. The coding region runs from base 85 to 1740 and encodes 551 amino acids.
GCCGCCUCUGCCGGCUCGGGGCAAGCAAGCACUCCGCACCCCAAGGAGCUAGUUGUGUAGCAAGCGGUUCGAUCUGGCCCAGCCAUGGACCGGAAGGUGGCCCGAGAAUUCCGGCACAAGGUGGAUUUUCUGAUUGAAAAUGAUGCAGAAAAGGACUAUCUCUACGAUGUGUUGCGGAUGUACCACCAAACCAUGGACGUGGCCGUGCUUGUGGGAGACCUGAAGCUGGUCAUCAACGAGCCCAGCCGCCUGCCCCUGUUUGACGCCAUCAGGCCUCUGAUCCCACUGAAGCACCAGGUGGAGUACGACCAACUAACCCCCCGGCGCUCCAGGAAGCUGAAGGAGGUGCGUCUGGACCGGCUGCACCCCGAAGGCCUCGGCCUUAGCGUGCGUGGCGGCCUCGAGUUCGGCUGCGGGCUCUUCAUCUCCCACCUCAUCAAAGGCGGCCAGGCAGACAGCGUCGGGCUCCAGGUAGGGGACGAGAUCGUCCGGAUCAAUGGGUAUUCCAUCUCCUCCUGCACGCAUGAGGAGGUCAUCAACCUCAUCCGCACCAAGAAGACUGUGUCCAUCAAAGUGAGACACAUCGGCCUGAUCCCUGUGAAGAGCUCUCCCGAUGAGCCCCUCAAAUGGCAGUAUGUGGAUCAGUUUGUGUCGGAAUCUGGGGGUGGGAGGACCAGUCUGGGCUCCCCCAGCAGUCAGGAAAACAAGGAGAAGAAGGUCUUCAUCAGCCUGGUGGGCUCCCGGGGCCUUGGCUGCAGCAUUUCCAGCGGCCCCAUCCAGAAACCCGGCAUCUUCAUCAGCCACGUGAAGCCUGGCUCCCUGUCUGCUGAGGUGGGGUUGGAGACAGGGGACCAGAUUGUCGAAGUCAAUGGCAUCGACUUCUCCAACCUGGACCACAAGGAGGCCGUGAACGUGCUGAAGAGUAGCCGCAGCCUGACCAUCUCCAUCGUAGCUGGAGCGGGCCGGGAGCUGUUCAUGACAGACCGGGAGCGGCUGGCAGAGGUCCGGCAGCGCGAGCUGCAGCGACAGGAGCUUCUGAUGCAGAAGCGGCUGGCAAUGGAAUCCAACAAGAUCCUCCAGGAGCAGCAGGAGAUGGAGCGGCAAAGGAAAAAGGAAAUUGCCCAGAAGGCAGCAGAGGAAAAUGAGAGAUACCGGAAGGAGAUGGAACAGAUCAUGGAGGAGGAAGAGAAGUUUAAGAAGCAGUGGGAAGAAGACUGGGGCUCAAAGGAACAGCUCCUGUCGCCUAAAACCAUCACCGCCGAGGUGCACCCAGUACCCCUUCGCAAGCCAAAGUAUGAGCUGGGAGUGGACCCCGAGUUUGACCCGGCAGAUGACCUGGACGGAGGCACGGAAAAGCAGGGAGAGCAGGAUUUCCGGAAAUACGAGGAAGGCUUUGACCCCUACUCCAUGUUCACCCCGGAGCAGAUCGUAGGAAAGGAUGUCCGGCUCCUGCGCAUUAAGAAGGAGGGAGCCUUAGACCUGGCCCUGGAAGGCGGAGUGGACUCCCCGAUCGGGAAGGUGGUCAUCUCGGCUGUUUACGAGGGCGGAGCCGCUGAGCGGCACGGUGGCAUUGUGAAAGGGGAUGAGGUCAUGGCCAUCAAUGGCAAGAUCGUGACGGACUACACCCUGGCUGAGGCUGAGGCUGCCCUGCAGAAGGCCUGGAAUCAGGGGGACUGGAUCGACCUUGUCAUUGCCGUCUGUCCCCCCAAGGAGUAUGACGAUGAGCUGACCUUCUUCUGAAGUUCAGAGGAGAAACCAAACCCACCCGUAGAAGCCAGUGAGCUCUGGACCCACCGUCCUGGACACCAUGCUUGGAGCCAGCUGAGCCACCGCAGCCUGCAGGCACCUGGAAACCCAUAGCCAGCACCCAGGGAUUGCAGACUCCCUCUGGCCCUGAAGUAGGGCUGCAUAGGAACACUUCGGGCCACCCCUCUGAAGGCCAGCAUGGAGGGAGGGAGCAGCUAGCCGUUCUGAAGAGGCCCCUUUUGCAGGGUUACGGGGGAACCCAGCCUACACCCAGUGGAUACCCAAUAAAUGUCUGUAAUCAAUUGGCUAAUUGCCUCAAAUACAGAUCGGAUCACCCAUUGA